ACAAAAUGAUUAGCUUUUCCACUGCGACGUGAUGUAAGUUAAAUCAUUUCAACAUCAUUCAGUGUUUUAUUUGCUUCUCGGUGUUUAUUUCUCAGGUGUACACGCUGUGGCUGUUCUAAUUCACUGGAUGGGAUCUCAGGACGUUCACUUGUAGUUUCUGUCUCACCCUAAGUCAUGGCUGUUUAUGCUCCCUCCAGACUUCUGUUUAUGCACAGACUGGUGACAGUUUGCACAUCCAGUCAGAGACACGUGAAACACAGGGAUGUACUUGUAAAACUCACUAAAAGUAGAAGGGAGAUAAGAACUUUUUCAACCUCUUGUGUGAGAUGUAACAACAAUGAAGCUGACAGUUCAGAUUCCUCACACCUGAGCACCAAGCCGACAUCCAGACGAGAGCUGCCGCCCAGGAGCAGGCGACCCCUGUCCCCGCUGGAGAGGAUCAGCAGCCUGCUGCCCCAGGAUGCCCUGAGCCCCGAGGUGAUGCAGCUGAGAGAGCAGAGGCAUGAACCUGAUGAAGACCCAGACACCCAGCCAUCAGUCACACACUCCACACAAGAGGGAAGUGGACAUAAGGCGUCUGUUAAUGAGGACAGCCCAGAGACACUCCAGGCCUCUGAUGCAGCAGAGGAGCCAAACGCAGCAUCACUUCAUCAUCAUGAAGGGCAGGUAAGGCCCACUCUUCCUGGGGAGAACUUGCUCGCCUUCGGAGAGAUGCUCGUCGCUGAGUAUCGUAAAAAGAAGCGGGUGGAGUUCAAGAAGAUGUUCCAGCUGGACCCAGGGGUCCGUCUGCAGAGCAGCUGGGGGACCAUACCGCACAAUGACAUCGCCGGGCAGCCUGCAGGUCGGUUCCUGAAGACGAACAGGGGGGUGUCCAUCUUCAUACGCCGGGCCAGUCUGGAGGAUUAUGUGCUGUUAAUGAGGAGAGGGGCUGCGAUCUCUUACCCGAAGGAUGCAGCUACCAUGCUGAUGAUGAUGGAUGUCACGGAGGGAGACUGUGUGCUGGAGUCAGGCUCCGGGUCAGGGGCCAUGUCUCUGUUCCUGUCCAGAGCAGUGGGCUCUAAGGGCAGCGUUCUGAGCGUGGAGGUCAGGGAGGAUCACCACAAGAGAGCCGUGAAGAACUACGAGCGCUGGAGGAAGUCGUGGAGUGUGCGACGAGGGGAGGAGUGGCCCGACAACGUCCGGUUUCACAUCGCUGACCUGGGCUCGGCCUCGUCGCUCCUCGCCGGUCGGGGGUUUCACGCGGUUGCUCUGGACAUGGUCAACCCUCAGCUGGUUUUACACAACGUGCUUCCACAUCUGCACCCCGGAGCUGUGUGUGCCGUCUACCUCGCCAAUGUCACACAGGUCAUCGACCUGCUGGAGAGUCUUCGGUGUUCGUCGCUCCCUCUGCUGUGCGAACAGAUCAUGGAGUUUCCGUCCCGGGACUGGCUGGUGGUCCCCGCCCUGAAGAAAGACGGCAGCUACUGCACCAGGAACGCUCCAUUCCUGGGUGAAGACCUGAGGCAGGAAGAUGACACAUCAGAUGAGCCCGACAAAGAGGAGUCAAGCACAGAGGAAGACCCCGACCCAGCGUUUGGGAGCGUUCCUUACAUCGCCAGACCUCAUCCUGAACAGAUGAGUCACACAGCAUUCCUGGUGAAAAUGAGGAAGUUAUGCGUUUAGCUGUGAAGAACCCUGGACAGAAAUGAAUGUUACUGGUUUACGUGGAAAUAAUUUAAAAUAUCAUAAAAUAAUUGAGAUCAAAA
Stegastes partitus (bicolor damselfish) is the source of this 1745-nucleotide messenger RNA. It is a transcript of the gene trmt61b, whose product is annotated as tRNA methyltransferase 61B. Gene Ontology annotation, cellular component: tRNA (m1A) methyltransferase complex; mitochondrion. Gene Ontology annotation, biological process: tRNA methylation. Gene Ontology annotation, molecular function: tRNA (adenine(58)-N1)-methyltransferase activity. Lineage: Eukaryota; Metazoa; Chordata; Actinopteri; Pomacentridae. The transcript is spliced from 7 exons. The record is from RefSeq and is a predicted model, not a curated record. The coding region runs from base 175 to 1662 and encodes 495 amino acids.